CCUUCAACAAGAACCAAGCCAAACAUCAAUAUGCCUUUCGCGCAAACUGUCACAUUCUAAACGAAUAUUUAUAAAAUUUAGUUAUAAAAUAUAAAACUUAGUCCCUAAAAAUUCGCUUUUUAAGCGAUUAUUUACUUCGUAUCCUGUAUGUUAAUACAAAAAUAUGGGGGGACUUUUCAGUUAUUUUAGAAACUUGCUAGGUGCUCGGGAGAUGAGAAUUUUAAUUUUAGGUUUGGAUGGCGCCGGCAAAACUACAAUAUUAUACAGAUUACAAGUUGGUGAAGUUGUUACAACUAUACCAACAAUUGGCUUUAAUGUAGAACAAGUUACUUAUAAAAAUCUCAAAUUUCAAGUAUGGGACUUAGGAGGACAGACUAGCAUACGACCUUAUUGGCGAUGCUAUUAUAGUAAUACAGAUGCCAUUAUUUAUGUUGUGGAUUCAGCCGACAGAGAUAGAAUUGGAAUAUCUAAAGAUGAAUUACUCUACAUGUUAGGUGAAGAAGAAUUAGCUGGUGCUAUUCUCGUUGUUCUUGCCAAUAAACAAGACAUGGCUGGGUGCUUAUCAGUUGCCGAGGUUCAUCAAGCAUUGGGCUUAGAAGCUUUAAAAAACCGUACAUUCCAAAUAUUCAAAACGUCAGCAACAAAAGGUGAAGGUUUAGAUCAGGCAAUGGAUUGGCUAUCUAAUGCAUUACAAGCUAGGAAAUAAUAUCAAAUCAAUAGUCAAUUAUGUAUGUUCUAAACCAGGAUUGAAUGUGUUUUUCACCUAAACGAGCACAUACAUAUUUAUUUAUACAUAUUUAUAUUUAAACUGUCAUGUAUGCAAUUUCCAUAUGUUGAACAUUUAUAUGUUUAUAUUAAAAUGCAAAAAUUUCAAAUAUCAAUUCAAGAUUUCAACAAUCAACUUUUUAUGGCCGACUGGUUUGCCAUAAGAUUUUGAUGCUUCUGUACAAAAUAUUUUUAAUUACUUUAAAU
Messenger RNA from Ctenocephalides felis (cat flea), 972 nucleotides. RefSeq names its product ADP-ribosylation factor-like protein 1. Gene Ontology annotation, cellular component: Golgi apparatus; cytoplasm. The record is from RefSeq and is a predicted model, not a curated record. The coding region runs from base 164 to 706 and encodes 180 amino acids. The transcript is spliced from 4 exons. Gene Ontology annotation, biological process: intracellular protein transport; vesicle-mediated transport. NCBI's taxonomy places the organism in Eukaryota, Metazoa, Arthropoda, Insecta, Siphonaptera, Pulicidae. Gene Ontology annotation, molecular function: GTPase activity; GTP binding.